This is a messenger RNA of Staurois parvus, 363 nucleotides long. The record is from the annotation of a GenBank genome assembly. Lineage: Eukaryota; Metazoa; Chordata; Amphibia; Anura; Ranidae.
UCAAAGACUGGCACAUCGGGCAGGACUCCGGGCAGCGGCACACACCGGGCAGAGGCACAUCGAGCUGGACUCCGGGCAGCGGCAUAUCGGGCAGGACUCCGGGCAGCGGCACAUCGGGCAGGAUUCCGGGCAGCGGCACAUCGGGCAGGACUCCGGGCAGCGGCACAUCGGGCAGGACUCCGGGCAGAGGCACAUCGAGCUGGACUCCGGGCAGAGGCACAUCGAGCUGGACUCCGGGCAGAGGCACAUCGAGCUGGACACCGGAUCACCAGGCGGAGCAGCGGGCACCGGGCCACCAGGCGGGGCGACAGGCAUCGGGCCCCCAGGCGGAGCGGCAGGCGCCGGGCCCCCAGGAGGGGCGAC